This is a messenger RNA of Columba livia (rock pigeon), 5480 nucleotides long. It is a transcript of the gene SQOR, whose product is annotated as sulfide quinone oxidoreductase. NCBI's taxonomy places the organism in Eukaryota, Metazoa, Chordata, Aves, Columbiformes, Columbidae. The record is from RefSeq and is a predicted model, not a curated record. Gene Ontology annotation, cellular component: mitochondrion. The transcript is spliced from 11 exons. Gene Ontology annotation, molecular function: sulfide:quinone oxidoreductase activity; FAD binding. The coding region runs from base 3704 to 5056 and encodes 450 amino acids.
UUUUGUUUCAAAACCCAUGGUUACUUUUAUUAAAAAUACAGAAUUCUAAGCAUAGAAAUCAGUGCUUUUGCAAUCGCAUAUUUCAGUGUUAGGAAUAAUUUGUGAUCAAAAGAAGAGAAGGUUGCAGUGGUGCUGAGGAAUCAUACACAUACAUAAAAAUGUAGUUGAUAAGCUCCAUUUUACAACAACUUUAUGAGAAAAGUUUUGUAUGAAUGAGGAACUAAUUUUCAUAAAUGACCUUUCUGUAAUAAAGGGGAAAAAUUAAUUAACAUAUAUAGUCUGGUCAGUUUACAUAAUUUUUUUUUAAUUAAUGGGCUCUUAAAUUAUUUCAUUCAAAACUACAGCUCAUUAUCUCCAUAGGAUAUUGUUCUUCUGAAUGCACCUCUGGUGUCGUAAUGCAUAAAAAGUAAAUGCCACCUUAGGUGCCGGUAUCAUUAAAUUAAUCUAAACUUAUAUGCUUGCGUUAAUAUGCACAGCUAGAGUGAUUCUGUUACUGUAUACACUGAGUUUUACUUGGUUUUAUAAAAUUGUCUUAUCUUGGUUGCCUGUGCUUUUAUCUCUGCCCGUGCUAACCUGGAUGCUUGAUUUGCUUUCCCCCACCUGUAGCUGUACAGCUUGAUGUGAGCCGGUUUUUAAUUCAGCGACGUCCAGCUUAUUCACCGAGAUGGGUAAGUGGUUGUCCAUAAGACAAAUAUUUGUUUCUUCUUGGAAAAUGGCUACAGAAUAUUUUAUGUGGUUUUAUUCCCUGUGCUGGGCGCUAAGUGAUAACAGUGUAAAUAGUGAUGUAAAGGUUGUUUCUGCAGCUGUUGUGUUGGGAUUCUAGCAGCUGAGAGUUCUCUGGCUCAUUUAUUCCAAAUUAUGCUUCAUUAGACUCUUUCUGCCACCUACUGCUUGCUUUGCAACACAGUUGGUUGUUCUUGAUAUUAAUACUGAGCUUGACACUUUAAUACCUCACCUCGCAGGGGUCAUUUUUAUUAAAAAACUCAUUAAAUGGAAUUGGUUCUUUGUUGGAUUAUUUAUGUGAAUAUAACUGAACUACUGUUAAAAGCUUCGCAGGACUUGGACUUAGUGAUGUGAAUCUGCAAGAAUACGAAUUAUGGCAGCAUAAAUAUUAAUAUGGCUAUCCAUGCCAGGGAAAAUAGUAAGCACUAGGUUUCUUAGUAAGGCAGUAUGUGGAGGCAGCAAGGAUGAUUUUACUUAUUUUAUAAUCAAAGCAUAGGCUUAAGUUGAAGCAAACAGUUGGGUUUGGCACAAAUACCGCUGCUUUCCACUAAUUCAAAGCACACUUGUGUUUAUCACUUUGCUCAGUCCUCGGCAAAGCGAUGUGCAGCCAAACAGGCGGCAGUCGCAUCCCCCUCGCCCCGCUGUCUGGCUUCAAUCCGGUCCCUGUGGUGCCAGCGCAGCCAAGAGCUCUCAUGAUGUGACAAAAUUAGCUUGCUCAGUUUUCUGCAUAGGUGAUCAAACUAGAACUGAUGGGAAGAGCAGCUCUGUUGGUACCUGUUGUUGCCACAACACUGCUGGCAUGGGGAAUUUGAACUGAUUUCCUCCAGACAGUAACUUGGCAACCACAGAUCUGGGAGAUUCUGGGCAGCUCAAGUCCAUAAUGUGUUUUUCAUGAAGUGUUAUGAAAGCACAAUGUUGGCCAUACCUGACAAUUCAGUAUUUUUUCUCUUGGGUUUGCUCCUAUCUAUCUGCUUAUCUCCAUGGUGUCAAUCCAUGGGGUUUAAGACAGGAAAUAAAACACCCUGCGUGGCAAACAGAAAAUUUGCAAUAAAUCUGUUUUACAAACUUGCGUCUUAAUGAAGCAAAUAAUAUAAAGCCUGAUAAAGAAUAAUUUCAAAAUUUGUGCACGUGCGAAGGCAAUGGUCUCUAAAGCAGUAUUUACAGAAGGAAGUUUUGCACUGUCGUUCACACCGAGACGUAAGACAAAAGAUAAGCAACAGGAAAUAAAUUGUUUGUUUCAGAGGCCUUUUAAUUUGGGGCUUUGUUUUAUUAUAUUUACACAUUUUAGCCUGAUGUAGCCGGUUCUGUGUAGCUGUGGAAAGCAUUACAGAAACCUUGUAGAUAUGUGUGGAACUACUAAAUACUGAGACGUUCCUCUGAAAGUUUAACUUGUAGCCUUUCGAAAUUAAUGAUACCUUUUGGCUAAACCUGCUUCUUGGACUUUGUGUAUUUUUGUGACAACAGCCACUGAUUGGGAAUGACAGUGUGGAGGUUUUUACAAACAGGCAAAAUGAGUUGUUCUGAUUCAGCUGUGAAGUGCUGCGGCCUCAUCGCCAACAACCUCUGUACCUGUCUGUGAGAACAGAGGUCACUCGUCAGGGUUUGGUUUAUGAUUGUUCACAUUCAGUCGCAAGCUGAGAAAAGCAACUGAAGCUGCUUUUCUUCACACAGCAGCUCAAAGUAACACAAAGACGAGUGGCACAAGCAAGCUGGAGUGUUCCCAGUUUGCCAGUGGCUGGCCCUGAGGAGCGGCAGUGCCCUUGUGCUGAAGGAGUGAGAGCUGUGCAGCUGGGACAGACAAACUGCCUUGUUGGGAAGCGCAGGAUGUAAUUCUGAGCUGGACUAGAGGAUCUCCAGAGGUCCCUUCCAACCCUAACCACUGUGUGACUCUGUGAUUGCAGCGUGCGUGCCUGGUGAGCCAGGGGACUGACGCUCCUGCUUUCCAAAUGAGCGCCCUGCAGAAUGUCUCCUCCCCUCUGCUGCUCGCUUGCACGCAGACAGCGGAACAGCCCUGUGGUGUAUUUGCAUGUAACUCCUCAAUGCCUUUCCCCAGUCUUUACAGCUUUCCACAGCUGGCUGUGCAUCAGCCGAGCAGUUUUACCUCUGCAGAAACCGUGUGCCAAGAGGGGAAGGUUGAGCCUGAGAAGGAAAGGGCCUGACGCUUGGUUUGGAUCUGGUGGUUGCUUGAUGUGUAAUUUUCUUUUCAUAUGUUACUCUCAGCACUAAUCUCCACGUGACUGGGUUUUUGGCUUGACAAACACAAUUUAGUGGAUUAACAGCUGUUAUUACUUCAUGCUAUCACUAUGCCAUAAAUCAAAAGCUCUCUAAAGUUUUAGAGGAAAACAUUAUAGGGCUGCGCUCAGCCAUGGGCUGCAGUCAGCUGAACAGAAACCAGACUGGCAGCCCUGCUCUCUGCCUCUACUUCAACUGGAAGAUCCUUUCUCCAUGUGUCCAGUGUCCAAAGCAGAGGGUGAUGUGCUGUGGGCUGGCUCGGUCGUACAGCUGCUCUCCGACUUGGGAGUUUCAUAUGAAGGAUUUUGCCAUUUGUUUUAAAAACCAGCUGUCUGCAAUGACCCUUGAGAUUGGUUGUUUCUGCAUGCUCUGAAACAACUCAAAAGCAACACAAUGCCGCAUUCUCCCCAGUAAGAUUGCUGUUGGUGUGUUGAUAAGCACACUUCCUUCAAAAUCUGUUUGGUCGGAGAGGAUAAUAAUUCCUUAUUUAGCGUUACAGAAAUGCAGUCCUGUGCUCUUGAUCCGGACGUGCUGUGCGUUGCUAACCAGCAGAACACUGUGCUUGUUCUGUGCGAUUAGUAAAACCCAAAGCAAACUCCUGCCUGUGUUCUCGAGCUUCCGGAAACAGGACGUCCCUCUGAAAACCGUCUCGCAAACGGGAAGUUGCAAAACUUACUCUUCACAGCUCAUCUCUCUCUGACUCGGAGAAAGAAGGACACGUCUCCAUCAGCUUCCUGCUUACUGAAAGAUGUCAGCGAUUGGAGCAGUGUCCUCCUGUUCCUGCCUCCGUCCCGGUGUACGGCUGCUGAAACCAGGGACGCAGAAGAUGAGCUCGCUUGGCUUGCACACAGCAGCCAGGUGUGCCGCCAGGGAUUACUAUGAAGUGCUUGUGCUGGGUGGAGGUGCUGGUGGAAUCACCAUGAGUGCUCGGAUGAAGAGGAAAGUGGGGGCAGAAAAUGUGGCUGUUGUUGAGCCAAGUAAGACCCAUUACUACCAGCCCCUGUGGACCCUGGUUGGCGGCGGCGCAAAGCAGCUGGCGGCUUCGGCACGUCCAACGGGAAGCGUAAUGCCCAGAGGUGUCGAGUGGAUCCAGUCUCGAGUUACAGCAUUGGAUCCAGAUAAGAACUGCGUCUGGCUGGAGAAUGAUACCAAGGUAUCUUACAAAUAUCUGAUAAUUGCCCUUGGGAUUAGUCUGCAUUAUGAAAAGAUCAAAGGUUUGCCUGAGGGUUUUCACCACCCCAAAAUAGGUUCCAAUUAUUCUGUUCAUACGGUAGAGAAAACAUGGAGAGCUCUACAAGAUUUCAAGGAGGGAAAUGCUAUCUUCACUUUUCCAAAUACUCCGGUGAAGUGUGCGGGGGCUCCUCAGAAGAUCAUGUAUUUAUCAGAGGCCUACUGGAGGAAAACAGGAAAACGUUCCAAAGCAAACAUAAUGUUCAACACCUCACUUGGCGUCAUUUUUGGUGUCAAGAAGUAUGCCGAUGCAUUGCUUGAAAUAAUAAAGGAGAGGAAUAUCACUGUUAAUUAUAAGUGCAACCUUGUAGAAGUUCGAGCAGACAAGCAGGAAGCUGUGUUUGAAAACUUGGACAAACCCGGAGUGACCGAAGUUCAUCAGUAUGAAAUGCUUCAUGUCACCCCCCCAAUGGGGCCACCUGAUGUCCUCAUCAACAGUCCUGUCUCGGAUGCAAUUGGCUGGGUGGACGUAGAUAAGGAAACCCUACAACAUAAAAGGUAUCCUAAUGUAUUUGGUAUUGGAGACUGCACCAACCUUCCAACAUCGAGAACCGCUGCAGCUGUAGCUGCCCAGUCUGGAGUGCUUGAUAAAACUAUUUCCCUGGUCAUGAAGAACCAGUUGCCAACUAAAAAGUACGAUGGAUAUACAUCCUGCCCACUAGUAACAGCCUACAACAAAGUGAUCCUAGCAGAAUUUGACUACAGUGCUCAGCCUUUGGAGACCUUUCCUAUUGACCAGAGUAAGGAGAGAAUAACCAUGUACCAUAUGAAAGCUGACAUGAUGCCAUUUCUCUACUGGAAUGCCCUACUUAAGGGGUACUGGGGUGGACCAGCACCCAUCAGGAAGCUAAUGCAUCUGGGCUUCAAGUAACUGCUUGUGCUGUCUUGGUCGAGCCCUGCUGGGGAAACUGACUGUUCACAUGUGGAUGAACACCUUCCCUCUUGGACAACCACCUCCUUAGGCUUGUUUGGUUUGUGGUUUGUUUUUCAUUAAAUAAAGCUUUGAUCCCAAAUUCACUUUCCCCCCUACUAGUAAUUAAGCCUGAAGAUGUGCUUUCCCUGCUCUGUGUGAAUCAAGGCCUUAAGCUAUUUCUGUCCAUACACAGGAGUUUGAACCUAAAUGUGAACUUGCUUAGAGCUACAGAACACUAUCAAAAUCUUCUAAUCAAUGUUAAAGCUGUUUGAUAUGUAAUUUUUUAUCAUUACUCUGAACUGAACUGUCUGCAUCUGAGAUCAAUGCGUGCACUGGAUUUAACAGAAUAUUUCAAUGCUAGUAAAACUGCUUGAAAACCUCC